Messenger RNA from Sodiomyces alkalinus F11, 1326 nucleotides. Its product is annotated as RNA-binding domain-containing protein. NCBI's taxonomy places the organism in Eukaryota, Fungi, Ascomycota, Sordariomycetes, Glomerellales, Plectosphaerellaceae. The transcript has 7 exons. Gene Ontology annotation, molecular function: mRNA binding. Gene Ontology annotation, cellular component: nucleus; cytoplasm. The record is from RefSeq and is a predicted model, not a curated record. The coding region runs from base 1 to 1326 and encodes 441 amino acids.
AUGACCGGAACCCCUGCACCUGUAGGAGGGGCUAGCGCUGGAUACGGAGGGCCCCAGCAGCAUCGAUCUUACGAGGAACGAGCUGUCGCACGAGAACAAAUGAUGAGCAACAUUCGGGACAGUUCCCAGCAGGACCGCCGGGUCUACGUUGGAAACCUUUCCUAUGAUGUUAAAUGGCAUCAUCUCAAGGAUUUUAUGAGACAGGGUGGGCUUCUACGCGUAGUUUUAUGGCUGGUCUUGUUUUCGUGGCCUCUUUUUUUUCCCUCCGGUCUUGCUGGAAUUGUUGGGUUGACGGGUUGGGCGCGUGUCCACGGGUACUUAAUUGUGGAAUAUGCGACCAGGGAGCAAGCCCAGAAUGCCGUGGCAACGCUCAGCAACCAAAACCUCAUGGGUCGACUCAUUUACGUCCGCGAAGAUCGCGAGGCAGAGCCCCGGUUCAUCGGCUCAACGCCCAAUCGCGCUGGGUUCCAGGCUCCAGGUGCUAUGGGCCCUGGAGCAUUUCCUGCUCCUGGCGGAUACAAUGCGGGAGGUAGCAGACAGAUUUUUGUCGCUAAUCUUCCUUAUACCGUUGGCUGGCAAGACCUGAAGGACCUCUUUAGACAAGCAGCCCGUAACGGUGCAGUCAUUCGAGCCGAUGUUCAUAUUGGACCGGACGGUCGACCCAAAGGAACCGGAGUUGUCAUGUUUGAAAGCCCGGACGAUGCGCGGAACGCCAUUCAGCAGUUCAACGGUUACGAUUGGCAGGGUCGUCUCUUGGAGGUCCGUGAAGAUAGGUACGCUGGCAUGGGGGCUCCCAUGGGCGGCUUUGGUGGUCGCGGGGGCUUCGGCGGCGGGAUGCGAGGCGGUUUCGGAGCCGGCUUUGGACGAGGCGGUUUCGGGGCUGCACGGGGCGGCUUCGGCGGCGGGGGUUUCGCUGGACGCGGUGGCUUUUCUGGAGGAUUCGAGGCUAGCGCUGGCGCUUCCGUGCCGCCCAAUCCUUUUACGGACUUCGCCACUGCGGGCACCGAGAGAAACGAGACGAUCUAUGUUCGAAAUCUCCCCUGGUCUACCAGCAACGAGGACCUUGUGGAACUCUUUACCACUAUCGGUAAGGUUGAGCAGGCUGAGAUCCAGUACGAGCCCAGCGGUCGAUCCCGCGGGACCGGUGUUGUCCGAUUUGACUCGGCCGAUACUGCGGAUACGGCUAUUCAGAAAUUCCAGGGUUAUCAGUAUGGCGGUCGUCCGCUUGGGUUGAGCUUUGUUAGAUAUCUGAACGCCCCAGGAACCGGAGGCGACAGCAUGGAGACGGAUGCUCAUGCUGGCUUGACGCAAGACCAGAUCAUGUAA